This is a messenger RNA of Papilio polytes (common Mormon), 1801 nucleotides long. It is a transcript of the gene Tf, whose product is annotated as transferrin. Gene Ontology annotation, cellular component: recycling endosome; early endosome; plasma membrane. The transcript is spliced from 13 exons. The coding region runs from base 31 to 1764 and encodes 577 amino acids. The record is from RefSeq and is a predicted model, not a curated record. Lineage: Eukaryota; Metazoa; Arthropoda; Insecta; Lepidoptera; Papilionidae. Gene Ontology annotation, biological process: iron ion transport.
UGUGUUUUAUUUCGGCCGCGGCUGGUCACGAUGGCCGUGACUUUGAAAUAUAUCCUAGUGUGCGUAGUUAUAAUCUGUGCAAAUGUCAAAGCAGAUAAAUCCACAUACAAAAUAUGCGUACCGAAGCAAUACCUAAAGGCCUGCGAGGAGAUGUUAGAGGUGCCGACAAAAAGCAAAGUCUCUUUAGAAUGUGUCCCCGCAAGAGAUAGAGUUCAAUGUCUAGGUUUCGUUCAGCAGCGUCAAGCAGAUUUAGUGCCAACCGACCCUGAGGACAUGUAUGUUGCGUCUAAGAUGCCUAACCAGGACUUCGUCGUGUUCCAGGAGUACAGGACUGAUGAGGAACCUGAUGCGGAGUUCAGAUACGAGGCGGUCAUUGUUGUACACAAAGACCUGCCCAUCAAGAGCUUAGAUGAACUGAAAGGAUUGAAAUCAUGUCACACGGGAGUUAACAGAAAUGUCGGUUAUAAACUCCCUGUCGGUACAACUCCCGCCUCGGAAUCCCCAGAAAACCCUGACGAGUUCGCGUAUCUCUGCGUGGAUGGGUCUAAAGUACCGAUCAGGGGUAAACCUUGUACCUGGGCAGCCAGACCUUGGCAAGGAUUGAUAGGACAUCAGGACGUACUCGCCAAACUAACACCUCUGAGAGAAAAGAUAAAGCAAUUGGCUGAUUCUGGUGCAAGCAGCAAGCCUGAAUGGUUCCUCAACGUAUUGGGACUAUCGGAGAAGAUCCACCACGUAGCCGACAAUAUUCCAAUCAAACCGGCAGAUUAUUUGAAAAAGGCGAACUACACAGAAGUUAUUGAAAGAGGUCAUGGCCCUCCGGAACCGGUAGUCAGAUUGUGCGUCACAACGUACUUGGCGUUAGAGAAGUGCCGACUGAUGUCGGUGUUCGCGUUCAGUAGAGACAUUAGACCGAGGAUUGACUGCGUUCAGGAGGAAUCAGAAGACGCCUGUCUUAAGAGUGUGCAAGACAACGGGGCGGACCUGGCCGCGGUAGACGACAUGAGAGUGGCCUCCGCCUCCAAGCAGUACAACUUGCACCCCGUCUUCCACGAGGUGUACGGCGACAAGAAGACUCCCAACUACGCCGUCGCUGUUGUUAAGAAAGACUCCAAUGUCAAUAAAAUUGAAGACCUCAGAGGGAAACGAUCCUGCCACAAUUCUUUCGGCAGCUUCAGUGGUUUAGCUGCUCCGCUCUUCUAUCUUAUCAACAAGAAACUCAUCAACUCUGAUCAGUGUGUAAAGAACCUUGGAGAUUUCUUCUCGGGUGGAUCUUGUUUACCCGGUGUUGACAAACCGGAAAAUAACCCAAGAGGCGAAGACGUAUCUAAUAUGAAGAAGCGUUGUUCCGGCGACGGCAGCGCCCUCCAAUGUUUGCAGAAUAACGGCGACGUUGCAUUCGUUUCCAGUGCGGACUUAUCCAAAUUCGACGGAUCUCAAUACGAGUUGCUUUGCCUAAACCGCGAAUCCGGUGGCAGAGAUAGUUUCGCCAAUUUCGCGACUUGCAACGUCGUGAUGUCGCCGUCGCGCACCUGGCUCUCCGCUAAAGACUUCCUCUCCGACGUAUCGAUAGCUCACGCACCUCUCAGUCUCGCUGAACUAUUGGACACUAGAAGCGACCUCUUCAACAUCUAUGGAGAAUUCUACAAGAACAAUAAUGUUCUGUUCAACAAUGCCGCAAGAGGAUUGGUGACCACUGAAAAACUAGACUUCGAAAAAUUCAAAACAAUCCACGACGUUCUCAGCACAUGUGGAAUCGCCUAAAUAUCCUUAUUAACUACAUUGUAAUAGAUUUUUAUAA